UCUCGACUCUUGAAUUGUCGAUUGUCGUCAUAAUCAUAACAUAACCUAUAAAAAUGUGUGAAAUAAUAAGAUAAUAGAUAGAACAAAUACGGUAAUAUAAGAAUAAAUAACUCAACUAAUGCAGUGUGAACUGAUAAGUCUGACUUGACAUAUUUCUUAAUUCAAGAGCAUCAAAUAAUAGGAGUUUUAUUACUGUACUUGAUAACAAUAUGAUUUUAUGAUGAAGUAACCUAUAAAUUGAAUGAUAAGAGUAUGCAGCAGAGUUGAAAAAAUAAGUUACUGCGAUAUCGUUUUAUUACAUGAAAACUCUUCUUUUAUCAAUAUUUCUUUUGCUGUGUAGCAUACAUAUUCCAAAAAUGACAACUGUUCUUCCAGCAAUUUCAAAAUUAACAACACGAGUUAUACGUGUGCUGGGCAGUAAUCCUGGACCAAUGACAUUACAAGGGACAAAUUCAUACAUUGUAGGCACAGGAGACAGGAGAAUUUUGAUCGAUACCAGCGAGCCACAGAUUCCAGAGUACUCGGAUACAUUGAAAGGAGUUCUAACGAAUGAGAAAGUCCAACUGGAACACAUCAUUUUGACACACUGGCACCAUGAUCAUGUCGGUGCUGUUCCCGAAGUGCUGGCCAAAAUAAAUCCUGAAUGCAAAGUGUGGAAAUUUCCAAGAUCCGAUACUGAAGAGAAAGUGGACUUUAGACCUUUAGAAAAUGGACAAGUGUUUCGGGUUGAAGGAGCCACCUUAUCUGUAAUCCACACGCCGGGCCAUACAAGCGAUCACGUGGUGCUGGCCUUGAAAGAGGAGAACGCUGUGUUUAGCGGUGACUGUAUCUUGGGCGAGGGGACCACUGUCUUCGAAGACCUAUACGAGUACAUGAAAUCACUGCAAACCAUCAGAAGUUUGCAGCCGUCUUUUAUUUACCCCGGCCAUGGUCCAUUGGUUGAGGAAUAUCCGGAAAAACUUCAGAAGCCCGCACUCUAUGCUGUACGAAAACACUUUGAAAAGUUGAAAAAAGAUGGAAAAGUUAUAGAGCACAAUAAUGGUUGGAGUUUGAAAGAAAAAAGCAAAGUGUAAACAGGAAUAAUUAUUGUUUUCCAUUUAUCAUAUGGAAUUGUAUGAUAAUUAUCAUAUUAUGCUAUUAUAAAUAAUUCUAAAAAUAGCGCUAUCAAACAAGAUUUAGAAUCGAUAUUAAUUAUGCUCAAAUAUGUUUAAUGAUUUACUCUGUAUGCAUAGCAGAUAACACAUUUACUCCAAUAAAUAAGAUUUAUAUUAAUAA
Messenger RNA from Nilaparvata lugens (brown planthopper), 1275 nucleotides. Its product is annotated as endoribonuclease LACTB2. The record is from RefSeq and is a predicted model, not a curated record. Lineage: Eukaryota; Metazoa; Arthropoda; Insecta; Hemiptera; Delphacidae. The transcript has 5 exons. Gene Ontology annotation, cellular component: mitochondrial matrix. Bases 300 to 1073 code for a protein of 257 amino acids. Gene Ontology annotation, molecular function: RNA endonuclease activity; single-stranded RNA binding.